This is a messenger RNA of Cajanus cajan (pigeon pea), 1544 nucleotides long. It is a transcript of the gene CYCD6;1, whose product is annotated as Cyclin D6;1. Lineage: Eukaryota; Viridiplantae; Streptophyta; Magnoliopsida; Fabales; Fabaceae. The record is from RefSeq and is a predicted model, not a curated record.
GCAACAAACUGUGAGUAGUGAGCACCUUUUACCUCAUCAUUCCCUCUCUCUCUCUUUUUCUCUUUUAUUUACAAUGCUUCCUCUGCUUCUUGUUACUCAUCACCACCACUAAGAACAACUUGACAACAAAAAGACUUGUCACUUGUCGAUGGAUUUUGACCUCGAAAACCCUCUUGGAAACUUCCACGACCUUCCCUGCGACGCUGUCCCUUCCCUCUUCCUCCUCGAAUCCGACCACAUCCCACCACCCAAUUACUGUCACAGUCUCAAAGCCAGCGACUUCGACAUCUCCGUUAGAAGAGACGUCGUCUCUUUCAUCUCACAGUUGUCCUGCACCUUCGAUCCGGUUCUACCUUACUUAGCUAUCAACUACUUGGAUCGCUUCCUCGCUAACCAAGGAAUAUUGCAAUCAAAGCCAUGGGCAAACAAGCUUCUUGCAAUCUCUUGCUUUUCUCUAGCUGCCAAGAUGUUGAAAACAGAGUACUCUGCCACUGAUGUCCAGGUUCUUCUGAAUCAUGGUGAUGGCGGUGCCAUUUUUGAGGCACAAACAAUACAAAGAAUGGAAGGUAUUGUCUUGGGGGCUCUCCAGUGGCGAAUGCGUUCGAUCACACCCUUCUCUUUCAUUCCCUUCUUCAUCAAUUUGUUCAGGCUCAGAGACCCUGCAUUGAGGCAGGUUCUGAAGGAUCGAGCUUCUGAAAUUAUACUAAAGUCACAAAGAGAGAUAAAGGUCUUGGAAUUCAAGCCAUCAACAGUUGCUGCGUCAGCCCUUCUGUAUGCUUCACAUGAGUUGUUUCCCUUUCAAUAUCCGUGUUUCUUAAGAGCAAUAUCCGAUUGUUCAUUUGUUAAUAAAGAAACUGUGGUGCAUUGUUAUAAUGUGAUACAAGACAUAACCAGAGAGGAGUACGAAUCUGAAUCUGCGUUGAAUAUAAUUUCAACUUCAGACACACCAGUUAAUGUUUUAGACGAACAUUUUGUGAGCUUGGAAAGUGAGAAAACCAACAUUAUGAUACAAGAGCAGGACUUCAAGAGAAGGAAAAUCACCACCGAUUAUGGUAACAAACGCACGGUCCCGUUUUCUCAUUUUCAUCAAUGCUGAAGUACCAGAACACAAGAAGACCACAUUUAAUCCUAUGGUCCAUUAUCAUCUUGUGGCGGUUUACCUAAAAAAAAUGUGGAGAAAACACAGUAAUAGGAGGAAAUAGUGAUGGACUGAGAAUGUGAAGAGAAGAAAUGGAUCAAUAGUUAAUGGGCAAAAUCACUGUAACGUGAUCCUUGUACGGCCUUCAUUAAAUUUGUUGGUUGAGCAAAGGAGCAGAAGAUAAGAUGGGAUUUUUUUUUUGUUUCCUAAGAGAGCAAACAAAAAGACAAAACGUGACUUUGAAUUGUAGGGUUGAAUUUUAUUUUUAUUUUUAUUUUUAUUUUUUGGUUUUUUUGUAGUCAAGUGUUGUUCUGUCUCUUAGCUUCUGGCAAAGGAAUAAUCACAAUAGUAAUAGUGAAGCAUGAAACCAAUUUUCUUGGAAAAUAAAAUAAAGUACUUUUAUGUA